Petromyzon marinus (sea lamprey) is the source of this 7088-nucleotide messenger RNA. RefSeq names its product mRNA decay activator protein ZFP36L1-like. The record is from RefSeq and is a predicted model, not a curated record. Gene Ontology annotation, molecular function: mRNA binding; metal ion binding. NCBI's taxonomy places the organism in Eukaryota, Metazoa, Chordata, Hyperoartia, Petromyzontiformes, Petromyzontidae.
CGACCACGACUCCAAACUUCGCCUCUCGGAUAAACUCUUGAAGUUGAGGCUUGUUAUGCAGUCAGUGCAAAACGGAGGUCUCUCUCUGUCCGUGUCCUCUCCUCUGUCCGUGUCUCUCUGCCGGACUCCUCAUCUCUCUCGCUCUCUUCGCUCCAGCGCGACUCUCUCUCUUUACCUCUGCUCUGCUUCACGUCGCAGUUGGCAGUGGAUGUUGCUGGGGGGAAGAGGGGGGUGGGGGGGAGGGUAAAAGUUUGUGUUUCUGUGGCUUGGAGAACUUCUGGCCUUCAAGCGCCCCCCCCCCCCCCCCGAUAAUGUCUACAGCUCUCCUCGCGGGACUCUUUGACGUGGGCGAUUGUGUCUAUAAGAGUAACUCCAGCAGAGGCCUGAGCAUGGGGAUCCUGGACAAGCGAUCUCAGCCGGCGAGCGCUGCGCCCACGGGCAACUUCAUCUUCUCCGAUCGACGCCACCGCUCCCCAAAGUUCCAAGAAUUCUGCUUCAAAGCGGAACCAACUUUGCAGCAGCAUAAUCAACAGCAGCAGCAGCAUAAUCAACAACAGCAGCAGCAGCAUAAUCAACAACAGCAGCAGCAUAAUCAACAGCAGCAGCAGCAUAAUCAACAGCAGCAGCAGCAGCCGCCGCACAUCUUCUCGAAGGAGGGCAAAUUCCGCGACAGAUCGUACAGCGAGGGCGGGGAGCGGCCCCCACUUCACCGGGUCGCCAGUGCCGGCAGCGCCACCGCCGUUCCGUGCGGUGGCCUCGGCGGCAUCGGCGGUCAGAGCAACAGCUCGAGCCGCUACAAGACGGAGCUGUGCCGCCCCUUCGAGGAGAGCGGCGCCUGCAAGUACGGCGACAAGUGCCAGUUCGCGCACGGAGCCUACGAGCUGCGCACGCUCGUGCGCCACCCCAAGUACAAGACCGAACUCUGCCGCACCUUCCACACCAUCGGCUUCUGCCCCUACGGCCCGCGCUGCCACUUUAUCCACAACGCCGAGGAGAAGAGGUCCGCCCACUGCGGCCGCGGCGGCGGCGGCGGCGGUGGUGGAGACCGCCCGAGGCUCCAGCACAGUUUGAGCUUCUCCGGCUUCUCCACGCCCGCGAUGCUCGGCUUGGACUCGCCGCCGCGUCUCCACAGCCCCCUGUCGCUCACCCCGCCGCCCCCGGGCCUCUACGCGGAGAUCGACGCGGCCCUCCUGGCGCCCGUCAGCUCCGCCGCCGCAGCCGCCGCCUCCUCGUCCUCCUCCUCCUCCGCCUCCUCGGCGUCGUCGUCGACGCCACCGCCCUCGUCGUCCUCCUCGUCGGGCUACUCCGCGGGGGGCUACGCCAACAACGCGUUCACCUUCUCUCACCAAGAGCUGGCCAACAUGUUCGCACCCUUUGCCAUUCCACGUCCAAUCCAGCAGCAGCAGCAGCAUCAGCAACAGUUGCAGCAGCAGCAGCAGCAGUUGUUGCAGCAUCAGUUGCAGCAGAAUCAUCAACAGCAAGCUCCGGUAGGGGGCGCCUCUCCGCCGACUUGCCAGGCGCCCUGCGAGCAAAGGCGCCCCGCGGGCUGCGCGCCGUCCCCCGUGUCGGAGCCGCCUCCGAGCCCCCAGGGUUCCUCCUUCUCGGACCACGACAGCUGCGCGAGCAGCAGCUCCUCCAUGAGCUCCUCGGGCAGCCUCAGUGGCUCCGAGUCACCCGUCAUGGACCCCAAUCGGAGGCUGCCCAUAUUCAGCCGCCUCUCCAUCACCGACGACUGAGGGCCGCCGCGGAGAAGGGGAGGUGUGCCGUUUGUUGCUGGCCGCUCGGCGGGUUUUUUUGUUUGGGAGGGGGGGGCGGUAGGUGGAGUGGGUGGGAUUGUCUUUGGGGGCUUGGGGCUGUGCUCAGCAAUCGUGAUGGAAAUAAUCCGAACCCCCCCCCCCCCGCCGUGACUUCCCCUCACCUCCUCCCCCCUCUCACCUCAUAGCACCCCCCCCCCGACAACAAGCCCCCCCAAACCACCCACCGCCCAUCAGUGAUUAAUUCUAGGAAAUCUCACGGGCUAGCGGAUCGCGGGCAGAUUCAAAGAUCAAUGAAACAACAUUUUCGCCUCGCCGUUUUCAUCGUCGCAUUUGUCCCGGUGAUCGAUGUGAGUCGAUGGGUCUAUUUGUAUUCAUUGAUUGAUUAAUGAGGGUCUCUAUUCAUAAAUAAAUACAUUGAUUGAUUGAGUAAUUAAUUGAUUGAUCCGAUCGAUCUCCACGUGGCUUUAAUUUGCAACCGAACCUCCAACUCGCAUUUCACAUCCAUUGGGGUUUCAGAGUUGACUUUUAUAAAGUAAUUCUAUUAUUAUUUUAAAUAUAAAUAUUAUUAAUUGAUGAUGGGAACAAAUCGUAAAAAAAAAUCGUAAUUAGUUGUUCUGGAAAGCCUCACUUAAGUUUCAAGAAUCUCUUUCAGGAGGGUCCUGCUACGUUUGGCCAUGAAUUCCAACUACUUUUUUUAUUUUCUUUAAAUAAUGAUCGAGAGUUUGGAUUUUUGCGUGCGUGUGCCUUUCGUGUUGCUCUUUGGGGAGACAACCAAAAAAACCACCGGAGAAACCCCACGACCACGCUGUGUGUGUGUGUGUACGAUGGGAUAACGCCACUUAACACUCCCAUUCGCACGCGGGUUCGCAAAACCCACCGACUUGCUGUACCGCCACCCGUUAUGGUGAAUGAGGGAGAGAGAGAAAAAGCAUGUCCGGAUUGACCGGGUGGAACUUUGUUACAUCGCAUGAUCGUGAGAGGUGGUGGCGGUGGCUUAGGGGAGGCCUUCAUCCAGCAGUGGAUAUACCAUGACUGAUGAUGGCGAUUCUUUAUUGGAGAGAGUAAAUGUAUCUUACUCUGAACUGGAAGCCCUGUGACUUAUAGCGGAACAAAAACUUAACCGCCUUAUGUUAAACAUGAACAAUAACUAUAAUGCUGAUUGUGACGGUGUUAAUAUUACAAAUACAUGUUGAUGAUAUUCGUUUGAAUAAUGAUUAUAAUAAUGAUAUGCAUUUAUUUAUCCGAUGAGUCCUAUGCCGCGUAGUAAAGAGGACCCUGCACUGGGAUGUUUGGCCGAUGUCUGAACGAGUUUACGAGCCACCCAGAUCUGAUUCAAGUCAUCGUUUUUAUAGCCGGGCUGUCAACCGAUAGCCAAAGCGAUCGAUUGCUCUACCGAUCAUCGGUUUCGUUACUAGACUAUUCGGGUGGCAUGCAUAUAGGUUGGGGUGGGGGGUUUCCAGCCUUCACGAGGACAGGAUUUGGGGGUUGGUCACCAGCGCGACUAACCAACCGCCAAAAAACAUUCACUUUUAAUUGUGCAUCGAUUAAUUCUCAGAAUUGACUUAAUCGUACAGGGCUCUGCUCAUUAGCCAUUAAUGAAUCAGCUGCAUAGGUCCUGUAAUAUACACGAAUAUUUCGGGCAAUGGGCCUCCUUUAGGGCGGAGAGAGAAUCGACAGACAGGGAGACUGUGACUUGUUGAAAUUAUUUCAGGGGCUGCAUUUAUUUGGGAUUGUAACGUCUCAACAAACCAAUUACCCCGCCCCCCCCCCCCCCCCCCCACACUGUGAAAUGACUCCGUGGAUCUCUCUGCCAGCUCUGAAAAAAGGCCCACGCGCUGAAACGUCUUCUCGUCUCUUGUCACGUAAAAGUGCCUUCGGCCGUAGGGAAGACAAAGGUGGCCGUGUGUUUUUAGGUUCACAAUCUGGCUCAGUUGCAGCUCUUAGAAUUAAAAUUAUCCGGUUGACUGUCGUGCUACGAACAGCAGUGCUCUCAUGUAGCAGAGCGGGUGGGAACGUGUUGCCCUCUACUGUGUGCGUACAACAGAGUUGUCACUUGAAUAAAAAAGGGAUCUCAGAGGUAGCUCCGUGAUAGCCACUUCCGUGGGCCGUUUUGUGUGUGGACCAGAGUGCGUGACAUUUGAUAAAAGAUGGAGUCUCAGAGGUAGUUCUGUGAUAGUCACUUCCGUGGGCCGUUUUGUGUGUGGACCAGAGAGCGUGACACUUGAUAAAAGAAGGAAUCUCAGAUGUGGCUCUGUGAUAUCCGCGUCCGUGGACCGUUCUCUUCACACGGAGGGGUGGGGGGGGCGUCUCACUGCUCCGCUCGAUUUCCGAAUGGAUUCUUUUUUUUGUCAUUUCGCGACGCCGCCGCUAGCAACAACCGGGAUAAAACAAUUUAAGGGGGUGAAGGUGAGAGACACGUAAUAAAAAAGGGUUUUUUUUAUUAAUUGAUGCUGUAAGCAAAUGUCUUGAUGGCUUGAUUAGUAAGCCCGUUAUGCUUACCCACGCGGUGCACACUUCCAACUGCCUUUGGAUGGGUGAUAGUUACGUGAUCUUUGUAUUACAUUUUGCCAGUUGAUAAUCGUGAUGAUGAUGAUAAGGGUGAUUGUAAUUAUAAUCAUGAUGGUGAUGAUAUUAGUAAUGUAUUAACUAUUAACCAGUGCCUUCCUAUUUAACUCAGCAUGCGAGUCUCUUUUUGACCAUGGCGAUAAUUGCCACAAUUCUCCGGAUUAUAAGACGCUCCGGAAAGUAUAAACGCACCCACCAAAUGUUUGCUUUAAAAUACCGGGAGGUGCGGGGUGUGCUGUGCGGGGUGUGGUGUGAGGUGGGCCGCGGAGUUGGAAGGAUAAAUGCGUCUUAUAAUCCGGAGAAUGUGGCAGCGUCGUAAUUUAACGGGUGUGCAAAUGGUUGUCGUUGAGCGGGGAGCGGUGGCGCUGCGCUUAGAACCCCGCCUAAACCCGAGUUCAGUUCACGACCCGCGGCUGACAUCAGCGUGACCGGCGUGGUGAAGUAUGGUCUCACGAACCCCGUUGCGGGGGGUGAGCAGGCCUUAUCAUGCAGCAGUGGAUUGGUGAGAGGGCUCUGUAAACUGAAUAAUACUGCCCGUGGAUCAACCUUUAUUAUUGUUGUUGUUGCGAAAAAAAAAGUUAUUUUAUUGUAAUUGGCUGUGCCUUGGCAAAGAAACAAUGACAGUGGCGUCGCGAGCGUGGUUAUGUGCACUGAGCUAUGAGCAACAGACAUCACCCACCGCUCUCCCAAGCCUAUAACACCUGCGGACUCUUUAGCCUUGACUCGGCCCACUCCCCCCUAAAGAUGCUUGAACCCCCCUCCCUCCCCUUCCCUCUUGGGGUGGGGGGCAGGGGGGGGCGUUGCCUCCCUCCUACCCCACAAGUUGAAAUCCCCCACAUCCAGGUUGGGUGCAUUCGAGGAGUUGUGUGUGGUUGAGUGAGCCUCUCAAUGACGUUCGCGCACAGGGUUAAAAUCAAAUAAAAGGGCACAUCUUUAGUACCUGAAUUUUUAUAAAGCUGAUAAAUAAAUAUACUCGGGGGGGGGGGGGGGGGUGUGGGUUGGUAACCGCAGUGCGUAAUGGGUGUCACAGACUUGCCGCGUGACAACGUAGUGGGGUGGCGUUGUUGUACAGUAACUCUAUGCUCUCAUUCCCCACGUGCUCGCCACCACCCACAACUACCGGCGUGGUGAAGUAUGGUUGAGGAAGGACGGGGGGAGGGGGGGUGCGGGGAUAGGGGGGCGGUCUCUUUUAAAUAACUUUCUUUCAAGCGCCGCUGUGGUCUUGGCGUCACGCCGUGGAUUUGAAUCGUGAUUCACCGCAAGUUAUUUUUUUUAAUGAACUACAUACACCGUGAAAUGCCUUCCGUCGGUUAUAAAUUACAGAGCCUUAAAAUACAUUAACUACACUCAUUGACACAAACGGAAUCCAUCAUCUUCAUUCCACUGUUUUGUCAAUCGAUGAUGAUGCUGACGAUGAUAACGAUAAUGUAUGGGUUAACAUAAGAGGACAAUUAUUUUCUGUCGUUAAUUAUUGCCUUUUUUUAUUCGCUAUUAUUCCACAAAGCCUCAACACGUGACGUUUCCGUUCUCGGUCCUGUGAUUUACAAUGUUAUUAUUGCUAUUGUUAUCGAUUGUGGUUUCUCUUUUCUGGGCUCCCGGUUUGCGAAACACGUGGCCGCAUAUUUAAGAGAGUUGAAGGAGUCCGGUCCCUUGCAUUCGACAGCGGCACGCAACUGCGGAAUGCAUAGUUACGGGAGACGACAAUAAGUUGACAACUCAAGGCGGAGCCGCCAGCGUUACAACGUAUGAGCCCGUUCAUUCGUGUAACUGGGGGCCGCAGUCCGAUUACUUCUCGUUACUUAUCUUGUGGCUACCCACUGAAGUCAUCGGAUUAUGCUCCGAUUCACGCUUUACGAUCAACUAGACCCAAUCGGAUUUACACGAAUAUAACGGUCGUCAGAAAACAUAGCAUCGCCUCUUCCCUUACGUGUGUGUGUGUGGUGUGCCGCUGGACGGGAGGUGACAGGCAUCAUCAGCCGCGUCACGGGAAGUGGAGGUGGCGGGGGUUUCCCACCUUCAUCGGGGUGGGUACGGACAACAGGCUGUUGGUCAGAAUAAUGAACGACACAACAAGUUCGUCAUUAUGAUACUUUAAUCAAUCAGUGGACUUAUUAUUAUUAUUUGACUCAUUCCACCGGCCUAUUCAUCUAAUUGUAAACAGCCGACUUUGCUAAGAGAGAGAGAGAGAAACUCACAUGGUUACAUCUCUAUCAGAAAUUUGAGCUCAACUCUUAUUCUUUGUUAUUAUGUUUUAAUACUAUCAUUAUUAUGGAAUGCACAACCGCUAUUUAAAUUAUUUAUUACAAUGUUUUUUUUUUCUCUUGUUGUCGUUUAUUAUUGUUGCUGGUCGUUUAAGCAAAACAAAAAAUUACGUUCAUAUUUAUCGGGUGAUGUUGAAACGAUAGAUUUUCUAUGCUCUCAUUAUUAUUAAUUAUGAUUAGCGUGUUAAGUUAUGUGAUUGCGGUUGUUAAUGUUAUAGGAUGCGCAUGGGGGAGGUUCUAUCUUGUGAUAGGCUGCGCACGCUUGCGGGGGGGAUCGUAUUUCGCAUCAAUGUUUGACCCCCGUGACCCCCACGGGGGGAGGAGGAGCGGGGGGGAUGCGUGGAAUUUUUUCCUUGGAACACAACUGCUGCACCGUGGCUCAUGUAGAAUGAUGAUGAUGAUGUUUUACAACACAUACGAUUAAAAUGGAACAGACAAACAAAAGACGUGGCUUAAUUUAAAAUAACAAAAAAACACAAUAAAAAUUCAAAGGUAAACACACGAA